GAGGCGGCUUCCGGCCGGGGCUGCCCGAGUCACCGCGCUCGCCCUGUUACCGGGGUGAGUGACGGGCGGCCUCGGGCAGAGCCAGCGGGAAAGAGAAAAAUUCGGGGAAAAGAGGGUGUGUAGGGAAACACCCCCCGACCCUCCUCCUCCUGCUGCCUUCUUCUAUUCCCACCGCCUGGCUUGGGGGGCCGUGACGAGCCGAGCUCGGGUCCGGCUUCUGUGACCUUCCGCUCACCGUGCAUCGGCCCCUGGGCUUCCGAAGCGCUUUGGAAGGGCAGCUCUGAGCGGGAUCAGGGGUGUCUCCGUUGUGGCUGCCGUGGAAAUUUUCUCAGAUUCUUGUCCUUGUGCUACUAAGAUCAUCUCUAACUAAAGAUGCAUCCAGACCUGUCUCCUCAUCUGCACACUGAAGAGUGUAACCUAAUUAUCAGUCUGCUCAAGAAAUGUCACAAGGAGCACAAUGUUUUGAAGUUUUUUGGUCAUUGCAAUGAUAUUGACCGUGAGAUGCGGAAGUGCUUAAAAAAAGAGUAUGAAGAAAACAGGCUUAGAAACCGGGAGAAACGACAGAGGAUAAUUAAUGCUCACAAAGCCUCAGAGAAGUGAGCUGUGCUGUGGCUGGACAGCUGCAGCUCCAUAGGGACAUUCACUUGGAAGCUGACAGAAUACUUGUGUUUCAUCACCAAUGUCAAGCCUCUGGUUUGUGAAAUGGUGACAAAAUAAAUGCAUCACUCACAACCUAACUUAAUUUUUGACCUCUAAAAGAAAACUACUGUGGCAAGUCUUUGUUCUGGCACAGUUUUAUGAUUAUUAAGUAAUGAGGAAUCGGUGUGUGUGAGGUACUAUAUAUUCAAGGCUGCUGUGUUCCCACUUUACUGAGUUGCAUUUAUUUCCUUGUGUUUAGCAGUUUCUCUUACAUAUCUUGGGUUUUGUAGGGUUUUUUUGUUUGUUUUUCAUUGCAAAACACUAAAUUACUUUUUCCAUCACUUUUUGUAGUGUUGUGAUAACACUUAGUAAAUGGAUUAGGAAAAGGAAAUUUUAAACAGAUGUGGAUUGAAAUUGGAAAUUGCCUAUCAAGGAAUAAUUGGAGUUCUAGUAUUUUUAUUGGAGCUAAAAGGAUGAAGCUACUGUCUUCAGCUGAGAAGAUUACAAAUCCUCCCUGCCAACCAUAUGAACAGUGUAGACUGCUGUAAGACAAUUUGUUCAUCACACCCAAAGCAUGCGGCUUUAGAAAUCCAGAAUGGAACAUUUCCAGGGAUUUACAAAGCUUCGCCUUGAUUUUUGUUGAGUACAGUCAAUGUGUGCUGAGUGAUUUUUGAAGAGGAGUGCUGCCAAAAAUACAAGCUAAAGUUCUUCCAUUUUCUCUGGUACAAAGGUAAAGUUAUGACUAUUGAGGUUGAAGCAAAGCUGACACUGAAGUGCAAGAAAAGUGUAACUUUUGAGGCAAGUCAAUAUGUAUUGUGUUACCAAGUUGCCUUGUUAGCCUAUAAAAGGUGUUUAUUUGCCAUCAAACUGCUGAAAGCCCAGAACAAGUCUCCGAAUUCAGAAGAUUUGAUAUCAAAACAUACACUGGUUUGUACAGUGAUGGAGCUGCUUCUCUGUGUGCCUGCUGGAUUCACCUUUUAAAUAAUGCCUCUGUUCUACCUAGCAGCAAAAUACUUUUUUAAAAAAUAAAUUUUGUUGAGCCAAAUACACAAAGUGUCUAGAAACCUUUUGAAAAAAAGGUGUCUAUUCUACAGUGAAUUACAUGGUUUGUUGUAAGAACCAUUGUUGAUACUCAGUCUUGGAAUUGGUACAUGCCCCUAUUUUUGGAAUAAAACUGUGUUUUGUGAUCUGUUUUGAAAGGUGAAUUAGAUAGAAUAAUUUUACUUAUUUUUCAAUACCUGGAUGGACCCAAUUAAAUCAGUAAAACUUAACCACAAAUGUUUUCAAUGAAAGCUCCAAGCAAAGCUGAAGCAAUUGUUUCUGCAUCUUGACAUGCUGUUUGUCUUUUGGAACAAGUAAAUGAUGCACUGUUUGAAUUCAUACUUGAAUGGUUGGAAGUGGUGCACUCUUUAUUGGUACUUUCGGAGUAUUUUCGGAGUACUUUGUAGUGAACUCCCCUAUCUGGGAACUCUGCAUCCAUGAUACUUCUUCCAUUUGAGAGGACACAACCUACUUCAGGCAAGCUCUUAAAUAGGAUUGUAGCCUUUAAGUAAAUAAAUAAAUUGAGAAUUGUUCUAGAGAUUAGGUUGAGAACCUGAUAUCUGAGUGCAGAAGCACUGAAGCUUUUGUUUCUUUAAUCAGCUUCUGUGAGUCCCGAUCUUUCACACAGCAACAAAAUAAGAAACCAAGAGCCACUUAACACAGCUCAUUAGUCACAAUCAUGUUUGCAAAGAUCAAUGUGCUUAGUGAAUGAAAGACCAAAUGGCACACACAAUUCCUAUUGAUACUUUCAACUACAUUUGUUUAUAAAUGUAUUUUAGAGAUCAGCUUUGUUUACCUAGUGAAAGUCUGAUCAUGGUCAUCCUUCUGUUUCUCUUUGCUAAUUGCCCACUAGUAGUGUGAUAUGAGAGUGCCCAUUGUUUCCUGUGGGUUUUGUUCCUUUUGUUUGACAGAAUUCAUGUUGCUAGUUUGAUCUUGAAGCUGAAAACCUCUGGUGUAAUAAUACAUAUGAUUUAUCUGACAGAGAAAGAGGUAAGGAUGAAAUACUAAAUGUGGGGUUUUUUCUUGUUUCCUAAAGUAAGCUUGGGUGAAAUAAACCUUAUCUCUAUAGAAAUAAAUAUAUAUCUCUAUAGACUUUGAAGACA
Corvus hawaiiensis (hawaiian crow) is the source of this 2783-nucleotide messenger RNA. It is a transcript of the gene CMC2, whose product is annotated as C-X9-C motif containing 2. NCBI's taxonomy places the organism in Eukaryota, Metazoa, Chordata, Aves, Passeriformes, Corvidae. Bases 373 to 600 code for a protein of 75 amino acids. The record is from RefSeq and is a predicted model, not a curated record. Gene Ontology annotation, cellular component: mitochondrion. The transcript is spliced from 4 exons.